This is a messenger RNA of Talpa occidentalis (Iberian mole), 5539 nucleotides long. RefSeq names its product zinc finger protein with KRAB and SCAN domains 7-like. The record is from RefSeq and is a predicted model, not a curated record. The transcript has 6 exons. The coding region runs from base 258 to 2507 and encodes 749 amino acids. Gene Ontology annotation, biological process: regulation of cytokine production; negative regulation of transcription by RNA polymerase II; regulation of immune system process. Lineage: Eukaryota; Metazoa; Chordata; Mammalia; Eulipotyphla; Talpidae.
GGCGCCGCAGAAACCUGAUCCAAGGCGAAGUAUAGGUGUUUGCCCGGCCUUGCCCUGUAGGACAGUAUGAAGCGUCGGAAGUGGCUCAGUCUCGGAAUUUCCAACCUGGAGUGCUGACUUGGAGAGGCGGGCUGCCAAGUGAUACUUCCAUCACCCCAUGCCCCCAACUCUGAAAAACAGCUCCUGAAACCUGAAUUAUAGACCUUCAUUUCAGUCUGACAAACUGCUGCUGGGACGAGCUUUUCUUUGGGAUCACAAUGUCCAGCCAGAGCAGGGGAGCUUUAGGUCUCAUCCCCAGGGGUGCUGAUCUCCAGAAGCAGGUGGGGCGCCUGACUGUGAAGCAGGAGCCAGGGAGCCAGAUCUGGGGGCAGAGCUACAGUCUCCAGAAGAACCACCCCCCUGUCUGUGAAAUCUUCCGGCUACACUUCAGACAGUUAUGUUACCACGAGAUGUCUGGGCCACAGGAGACACUGAGCCGGCUCCGGGAGCUAUGCCACUGGUGGCUGAUGCCAGAGGUACACACCAAGGAGCAGAUUCUGGAGCUGCUGGUAUUGGAACAAUUCCUGAGCAUCCUGCCUGGAGAGCUCCAGACAUGGGUGCAGCUGCAUCACCCUGAAAGUGGUGAGGAGGCUGUGGCUGUGGUGGAGGAUUUCCAGAGACAUCUCAGUGGACCAGGACAGGUCUCAGCCCCAGUCCAGGAACAGGACAUGCACUUGGAGGAGACAACAGUCUUGGGCGGAACGAAGACCUCUCCUUCUUCACUCCUCAGCAAGGGUUCAGCCCCUGGAACCCACCUGAUGCUUCCUCAUGGCCCAGGAGCACACUGCCUCCCCAAUGGGCACUCAGCUCACUGUGCUUCCCUAGCGCCUGCCCUUCCCCAAGCUGGGGACUUAGGAGACCAAGCAGCAGCUGCUGUGCCUCAGAUGGUCAGGCCUCAGGUGUCUGCAGCAUUCCAGUUCCUGUCUGUGGGCUGUUCUCAGAAGCAAUGGAAAGGUCCAGCACUGAGUCAGAGUGCCUGGUACCAGAACAUCAUGCCAGAAAAUUACCACAGCUUGGCCUUAUUGGCAGGUGAGAACAGGAUGGAGAGGUCAGAAUUUCCUUCCAAGCAGAACAUUUCUAAUGGAUCAGCGUCAUGUGAUAGAACAUCAGGAGGAGUCUAUGGGGUGAUUCCUGAAGAACCAGAGUCUAGAGAUGCCUGUGAAGAUGCUUUAGACAAGCAGGAAGGCCAGCCCUCAGAUGAGGAAGGGAGCACUCUGGGAAGUGAUUCCUUGGAAAUAAUACAUGAGGAUAAAAAAUCCACAAAAGAUGGAUGGGAUGAAUAUAAGGAUCCUGUAGAACAUCGAGAUGUGUCCUCUAGUCCUACAGAACAUCAAGAAGUUUUGAAGAGACAGAAAUUCUAUCAAUGUGAUGAAUGUGGCAAAGCUUUCAAUCGUAGUUCACACCUCAUCGGUCAUCAGAGAAUCCACACUGGAGAGAAACCUUACGAAUGUAAUGAGUGUGGUAAGACCUUCACGCAGACCUCUCAGCUCAUAGUUCAUCUGAGAACCCACACAGGGGAAAAGCCCUAUGAAUGCGGAGAGUGUGGGAAGACCUAUCGGCACAGCUCCCACCUCAUUCAACACCAGAGACUCCAUAAUGGGGAGAAACCAUAUAAAUGUAAUGAAUGUGGAAAAGCUUUCACUCAGAGUUUGCAGCUCAUUGACCACCAGAGAACCCAUACUGGGGAGAAACCAUAUGAAUGCAAUGAGUGUGGGGAGACCUUCAUUCGGAGUAAAAGUCUUGUGCGACAUCAGGUUCUUCACACUGGUGCAAAACCCUACAAGUGUAAUGAGUGUGGGAAAGCUUUCUGUUCUAAUAGAAAUCUAACUGACCAUCAGAGAAUCCACACUGGAGAGAAGCCUUAUGAGUGUAAUGAGUGUGGCAAGGCCUUCAGUCGGAGUAAAUGUCUUAUUCGACAUCAGAGCCUUCACACCGGAAAGAAACCGUAUAAAUGUAGCGAGUGUGGGAAAGCCUUUAAUCAGAACUCUCAACUUGUUGACCAUGAGCGGAUUCAUACUGGAGAGAAGCCUUUUGCAUGUAAUGAGUGUGGGAAGGCGUUCGGCCUGAGUAAAUGUCUUAUUCGACAUCAGAGACUUCACACAGGUGAAAAGCCCUAUAAAUGCAAUGAGUGUGGAAAAUCCUUCAAUCAAAACUCACACCUCAUCAUACACCAGAGAAUUCAUACUGGUGAGAAACCUUAUGAAUGUAAUGAGUGUGGGAAGGUCUUCAGUUAUAGCUCCAGUCUCAUGGUCCACCAGAGAACCCACACUGGGGAAAAACCCUAUAAAUGCAAUGACUGUGGGAAAGCCUUUAGCGACAGCUCACAACUCAUUGUACACCAGAGAGUUCAUACUGGAGAGAAACCUUAUGAAUGUAUUGAGUGUGGCAAAGCCUUCAGUCAGCGUUCAACUUUUAAUCACCACCAGCGAACUCACAGUGGAGAGAAGCACUCAGGUCUAACUCGGUGAGCGUCUUAAAGCAUUCUCCAAGACAGAGAACAAGGAACUUUGAGUUCAGCUUUCUUUAUAAGAAGGAUGCUCACCCUGGUCUCCUCUUGGUACCACUAAAUACAUUACCCAAAUUCUCUGUUGGGUCAUGAAGGUUGGAGAAUGCAGUCCUCACUAAUGGGAAAGUAAGGACUACAUACUUUCCUUAUAGGUUACUUUUUUCCUUUAAUGUGAAGAAUACUUCUGUUUUUCUGCAUCCUAUGUUCAGAUUCUAUUUUCCUCAUUUCAUCCUGUUCCCAUUCAUAAGUCUUUCUAAAAUGUUUGAUUUCAGUCAUUCUUUUCUCUUGAUUGUGGCCCUCCUUUUCUACUUUUUAAUCUCUGCUCUAUUCUUGACUAUUGUCACUUGUGUUUCCACCUCAAAAAUUUUUUCUUCUUCCCAAUCUUUUUUCCUCAGUACCUUAGAUCCAGCACAUAUCUGAAAUUCUUUCAUUUUUUAAAAUGGGUCUUUAUUCCUCUUAAACUUCUUAAACAUCAAUUCAUUUGAUCUCAGUGCUAUAUUUGAUCAAAUUAGUUGGUGCUACAGUGUACAACUAAAUUGCCUUGUAACUUAUUCUCAACUUCCUGGGUAAGUGUAUACUUUCAAAACAAGGUUUGUAGGUUCAUUGAGACUGCAUAUGCUAUUUCUUUUAGCCUAUAGAUAAUUUCAUAUACUAGUUGUUUAAUAAAUAAUUUUUUAAAACUCAGCUCUCCAAUGAUCCAUCCUUAAAUUGGGCACAAAUCCCCUACAUCUUCCCACUCCCUGACCAUUACCAGCAGACUAGAACUUUCUAAAGAUGGAAAUGACAUUGCAUCAUAGGAGAGCACGUGUAGUGGCCUCAUGGAUAUCUUCUACAUGUACUCCUGGAAGUUUUACUGCUGUUACUACUUUGCUGGUUCCUCAUUAUUAUUCUAUUGUGUUUAGGAAGUUUUCUCCUUUGUCUACUUUUAGGAGAAACAAUAUACUAUAGUGGCUAAGAGUGUAGUUUUUGUGCCUGACACAGUAGAUUCAAAUUCUGGCCCCCCUACUUUCUUAGGUGUGUGACUGUGGGUGCUUCACUUGGCUCCUGUGUCUUACUUCUUCAGUGUCUGAAAUGAAGCUACCUCAUGGGACUGUGAGGAUACAGUUAGUUAUUAAGUGUAAGGUACUUAAAACUGCCUGGCACAUUAUUCACUCUUUAGUAGUGAUUAUUAUAUAAAGUUUUUAUUAGGAUGGUUGCUGAUUUCUCUCAUGAUUUUAUAAUAAUUUAUUGAUAAUAUGGUUCACAUCCUUUAUUCUUUUUGUAAUUCAUUUUGUUGACAAGUUUCCAAAUAAUUGAAAUUUCCUUGCACUCCUGAAUAAAAUUGUUUGUGAUUAUUUUUUAAGUACAGAAUAGAUUGAAUUUACUAGGGUUUUGCUGGCUUUGCAAAAUGUAUUUGGACAAUUUUUCUUUUUUUAAGUUUCUAACUCUAAAUUUUGGUAUUAUCUGGAAAUUAUCACUUUUAUUGGAAGUACCUACCAUUUUAUAAAAAGCUCUUUUAGUCCUUUCUGUAUAUGUAAUUAGAGCUCCUCCUGCAUACAUAUUUUUACAUUUUGAUAUCCUUUCAAUUUUUCUUUUUAAAGAUUUAUUUAUUUAUACAUACAUGAACUGGGGUGAUGGCCAGAGGUGCAGGGGGUGAGAGGAUUCACCAGAGACAGAGCGGGGAACAGAACAGGCAGACCGAUUGAAAUACACUGCCGAGGGGAGCAGUGGGCGAGACAGAAGAGGUCUGCCAUGCCAUUUGGGUAACUCCCUGGCUGGGGAUCGAACUUGUGCUACAGAUGCUGUGGCUAGCUUCAUAGUACUGUGCUUAUUAACCCCUUGUGCCACCAGGGAGGCCCCCUUUCAAUUUUUCUGUCAUGAUUUCCAGGUUUGUUUUGUUUCUCUUUAUAAUUCCCAAUACAUUUUUUUUGAUAGGCCCUGUUACUACCACAAUGUAUGUAUAUAUUUUAUACUUUUAUAUUUUAUAUUUCCAUUAACCCCAUAUAUUGUUUUUUCCUCAAUGAUGAGGACUUUCUAGUCUUGAUAUUUGCCCCCAAAUAUGGAAAGUGGAUCUUCCUUUAAUCCUUUUGUGUCCAAGUCGAUGCUGCUAAAACUGUUGAAAGUUAGAUGGUUAGCUAACUGCAUUACUAAUUUGUGCAUCAGCAGUGAGGAAAUAAAGGAAUGGUUCAGUGUUUUGCUAAUCUGAUUGAAAGCCUUCCACACAGGGACUACUUUUUGUAUCUCGCUUUCCUUUAGGCUCAGCUCUCGUUCUGUGCCCUUUGUAGUCUCUUUCUGUGUUCUCUACAUGCCAGGAAUAGCUUUGUUGUAAAGGAAUUGAAUGUGGAAAAGUCUUCAGUCACAAAUCAGACUUUCAUCUUGCCUCAGCAACUUGAAACUGAGAACAGAAUUUUUUUGAGAUGAGUUUGAGAAAAUAUUCAAUUGUACAAAUCAUUGUCCAUCAGAGACUACACUUAUAAGAGAUCCUGUUUAUGUGUUGUUCAGAAAGACUUGGUUGUCGUUUUUUUCUUAUUUGACAUCAGAAAAUCUACAUGGUUUUUCGAGUCCUAUUUUGGGUUUUGGAAGGCAAAAAAACAUUCAUCCAAAGCUUCCAUUCUACAUUUCCGAAAGGUUCCUGAAAUGUGUGCCAAAGAAAAGCUCUUAGUUAUGGUGCAUAGCUGCUUCUUCAUCCAUGAAUCUACUGUGCAGAAAAAAAGAUAACCAUAAACAGUGUGAGAAACUCCCAUUUUGUUUUUAGAAAUCAGAAUACCCAGGAGAUAGAUCCUGGUAUCAUAUAUGGUAGAGCUGGUAAGAGCUGAACCCUUCCCUUUUCUACACACAAAGAAAAUACUGCACAGCUGUACUUUGUGUUCCCAAUUCUGCUAUUCAACUUUUAAAUCCAGUUGGAAAGGUCAACAGAUACAAAAACAGGAUCUGUAGUCAGAAGACCCAGUCUAAGUCUGCAGUUGUGCGACCAUAAACAAAUCACUUCAUAUAUCCAGGCUUUAGUUUCUUUAU